CUUUAAGUUUACCUCAAUAAAACAGAAAAACGUUUAUUUUCAUUGUUAUGGAGCUCUAACAACAAAUGAGGUGAAGAAUAACAGGACAGCGACAUCUAGUGAUGAGAGUGAAGAACUCCAGUGUGUGACACUGGCAAUGCAAUUCAGUAUCUUUGUUUUAAAGUUCUGAUGAAAUGAAGUUUGAGCUGCUUUGACUCCACACUGACUCUGUUUAUAGUUUUGAUCAUCAUAAUCAUAUCAGUGUACAAACACACAGACAGCAGCAGGAGCAGGCCUGCAUCAGUAUCCACAGAAAACAUGUGUAAUCUGCAUCUGCAAACAUUAAAAUAUCUUAUUAAAUAAGUAUAUGUUAGUAUGUUUUUGUUAUUUAUAUGCACACAGAAUGUAAACAAGACUCAUUAUGACUCAAUUAUGAGUCAAUGGAGAAGCUGAAAACAGUGUUACCUCAUGUGAUGGUGUGGAGUUACUGUUUUGUUUGUAGAGAGUGUUUAGUCUGAUAUCAAGUGAAACUGUAAUCCUAAAAGUGAAUAACAUGACCUAGUUUGAUGAAACACAUGAUUCUGCAAAAUGAUCAUUUGAAACAGAAGAUGUAAAGUCUCUGUAGCAACAAUCAGAAACAGAUCAGUGAGGGGCCUUAAAGAGGUGUGGUGAAGAGCAGAGACAAUGAGGAGACAGACAGAGGAGAAGAGGAGCAGCAUCAUCUGCAGGAGAGGGAGGAGGAGGAGAACUGCACACCUCAACCACUUCCGCACCAUGUGAGCCACCAGAGCUGAAGCUCAUUUGCUGCGGGCUGGACCCCGCAUCCUCCGGGACAGAGCAGCAGCAGCAUCGCCCCUUUACAGCCGAUGCUUGCAUCCAGCAGAGGAAGCGAGAUCCAGGGACAGACCGACCGGAGGCCGGGGAGGAGACACGCCCCGAUAGAGAGCGCAGACCAGCCGCCAACAUGACUGCAGACGUGGCGGUGUCUCUGUCGGUGCUUGCGGGGAUCGUCGCACUGAGCGACGCGACCCGCAGGUUGCUGAGCAGGGCCCUCGCGGACACCGGGCUCUCCGUGUACGCGGUGGAGCUCGUGUCCACCUUCCAGCUGUGCUGCUGCACGCACGAGCUGAAGCUGCUGUCAGAGGUGGGCGGGAUCGAGCCUCGACUCGCGCUCACCUUCACGUACCUGGCGUCCGUGAUCCACGGGCUCACCUUCAGCGGGGCCAUCGGGAACCCCUCAGGUGCGCUCGAGCACGCGUACCACGCGAAGUUCUCGGGCGGAUGCGCCCUGCGACGGAUCGCGUGCCAGUUCGCCGCGGCCGCAGCUGCGCGCGCCGCAGUGCCCGUGAUCUGGGGUAUCGGGUUAUCGGGACUGCACAUGAGACACAAGCUGCUCGGUUACCGGUGCAUCAGCCCCAUUCACGCGCCUCUGCACAAGGCCGCCGCCGUGGAGCUCGCGUGCGCCUUUGCGGUGCAGACCGCUAUCACGCACACGCGCUCUGUGGAGGAGAAAUACCGCGUGCACAUGGUGGCUGCGGUCAUCGCGACAGUGGUUUAUGCAGGUGGCAGUGUGACAGGAGCUGUGUUUAACCCAGCACUGGCCUUCUCCACACAGUUCCCUUGCAGUGGACACUCCUUCCUGGAGUACUGCCUUGUUUACUGGCUCGGCCCGCUGCUGGGUAUGAUGAGUUCAGUGCUGCUGUUUGAUAAACUCGUUCCUCAGCUGUCGAGGAAACCACCGUCUCUCCAUCUGCCCCUGGAAACCAAGAAGAGGACAUGAGCAUCGCCGAGCAGUUCAGACUCAGAGAUGUUUGUGACAGACUGUGAACCUGCUGCUGGUUUUAGAAUGAGAACAACACUGAUAUGCACUUUUUAAAAGACUUAAACAUGAAGGUUUCUUUUUAAAUAUAUUUUUAUGGAUCCUGAGAGAUCUUUUGGAUGAUUUCACCUCAAGAGCACAUUUCAGAAGCCAAACAGAAAGACUCUAAUUUUAGUUUUUUAGUUUAAGAAAGAACUUGGCCAAGUUUUUACUUUACAAAGUUGUUGUUGAGCACAAAAACAGUUUAAACUCAUCUGAUUUAAAAUCUUUAACACUUCUUCCACUGUUUUAAAUCUGCAGCCCAGAGAGCCAGUAUCAAGUCUCCAACUGUGCAACGCUAAUACUGUCAAAUAUCUUUAACUGGAACAUCAACGAUUAUAUUCAACAUAUUUUUCAUGAGUUGAAAUAAAAGAUCUGAGACUUCCUCUCUGCACAUUAAAGGUCUUUUCUCUCAUUUGUGGUCAUAAAUUUAAAAUCUGUUGAAAGUGAAAAAAGGCAUUUAUAAGAUACUGAACUACAGCUGCUCCACAGAUAUUAUGACUCACCUCAGUUUGUGGGAAUAUCAGGUUCAGCCAAUCAGAGGCUGAGAUCUUUUACUUCAACUCAUGAAAAACGAUGAUCUGAAUUAAGAUCCACACAGCUGAUUAACAUUUACGUACUGUACCUGUUUUCUUGUAAUGUAAAGCACAACUAUUGUAGUUGAAAUAUCAUACAUUGAGCCUAACAUAAAACAUAAUCAUAAACUUUAUUUGUGUAGCACUUUUCUCAACAAAGUUGCAAGUUUAUACUUAAUGUGCAGUGUAGAAAUGAACUGUACAAAAAUUAUGUUUGUUUUUGAUUUAACUGAUAAAUUCUCUGUAAAAAACUGGAGCCAGAUUAAACUGUGAUCACUGUUAUGAAAUAUGAUUGAUUGAUUGAUUGAUUGAUGCCUAAAAAGUGCCCGAUAAGGCUGAGACGAUUACUUGAUUUGCUUUUUUGUCAUGGUUUUAUGUUUUCAAGAUGUGAGGAUUUCACAGAAAACAGGUCAAAGACAUCAACUUGGCCUCUGGGAAUUUUUAAGUUUUCAUACUUGCAGGGGAAACUCAAAAUUAAUUUUCACAAAUUAAAAAAAA
Molecule: messenger RNA, 2910 nt
Organism: Larimichthys crocea (large yellow croaker)
Lineage: Eukaryota; Metazoa; Chordata; Actinopteri; Sciaenidae
Gene: aqp11
Product: aquaporin 11
Exons: 3
Coding region: 944-1759 (271 amino acids)
Biological process (GO): transmembrane transport
Cellular component (GO): cytoplasm; membrane
Molecular function (GO): channel activity
Source: RefSeq, a predicted model, not a curated record